Molecule: messenger RNA, 882 nt
Organism: Blastocystis hominis
Lineage: Eukaryota; Bigyra; Opalinata; Blastocystidae
Exons: 1
Coding region: 1-882 (293 amino acids)
Source: RefSeq, a predicted model, not a curated record
AUGCGCAAGGACUCUCCGCUCAACUACCUCCCCUUCAAGAACUUCAGAUGGGUGGUGGACGCGAAGGGUCCCGGCAAUCUCCAGCUGCAGACCUUCCUCUUCUACUAUUGCAAGACCUCCGGAGAAAUCUGUGAGGGAGACGGCGAGUACCCUGCCGUGGGCGAGGGCCAGUUCUCCCCUGCGUUGUGCGAGUACGGAUUCACGGGAUACAAGUAUCGCGAAUGCCACAACGGCGUGCUGGGCGAAGUGAUGACGGAGUACUGCACGUACAAGAUUCCUUCCGAUUUGGAGUACCCGAUGCGUACCGUGGAGAUCGUGAAGGACGUCAAGAUGAAGCCUAUGGUCCCGACCUACAGCGAGCUGAUCACCAGCUUCCGCAUCAACAAGGAGCUCCCGCGCGGACUGAAAUUCGACAACGUGACCGGUACGAUCUCGGGCACUCCCUUGGAGGAGACCACGCUGAGCGAGUACACGAUCGUGGGCGAGAACCCCGUGGGCGCGGUGCAGACGAUCAUCAAUCUGUCGGUGCGGAAGGGACGAUGCAUUGGCGACGGCAACUUCCCCACGACCAACGUGGACGAGGAGGCCGUGUACGACUGCGCGCUGCUGGGAAGCUUCGUCGGCACGCAGAAGCGAAUCUGCAAGCUGGGAGAGAGCGAUGGCGAGUGGAGCCGAAUCAGCGGAAUGUGCAUCUCCAUCGUCACUCUCGUUCUCAUCAUUGUGGUGGCGAUCGUCGUGUUAUUUGUCCUUAUUGUCGUCUUAAUCCGAGUCACCCGCAGGAGAAAGGCUGUGCAUGGCGUGAAGGCCACCUCGAAGACGACGACCACUCCUAAGAACAAGAACAAGGAGAAGGCCGCCAAGACGAAUAAGGUGAAAAUCUAA